GAGAGCAGGCGCCCUUGACCAGGGACUGGCAUGAAGCCCCAGAAUCAAAGGAGGCUGAGGACUCGGAUCACAAAAGUGGAGGGAAGCCGCUGAAUGAAGCACACGGGACAGGAAGCUGGGCCUGCAGCAGGGGAGCCGUCAUUAACACGGGCCACCGUCCAGCGCCGUGAGUCAGAGUGAAUCGGGCUGGUGUGAAUCUCAAUCCACAAACUCUGGUGCGGGGGAGAAAGGUGAGCCUCAAAGCAGGAGCCGCGCAUCAGCCUCUCCUCUGACAACUGUCAGCCUCUGCUGCCACCUGCCCAGGCCCGUCACUGCACCUCUCAGCAGGGGCAGAGAAUGAAAGAAGGCAUGUCGAGUAACAGCACCACUAGCAUCUCCCAAGCGCGGAAGGCCGUCGAGCAGCUUAAGAUGGAAGCCUGUAUGGACAGGGUGAAGGUCUCCCAGGCAGCUGCCGACCUCCUGGCCUACUGCGAAGCCCACGUACGCGAAGACCCUCUCAUCAUACCAGUGCCUGCGUCAGAAAACCCCUUCCGAGAGAAGAAGUUCUUUUGUACCAUUCUCUGACUCCGUUCGUUAUGAAGCGUCUCCUUGUGCAUCAGGAAACUCCCCGGUAGAGCCCGCAUGUUCUUAGCGUUGGGGGUUCCAGUCACCCCCGUCCCCGGCCUCUCUUCAUCGGUUUUCUUCUCUGCGUUCAAUGUCACUACUUCUUGCCCUUCUCGUGUUAUUUGCGUCAUCGGCAAAGAAAAGCGACGUUUUUGUAACAAAUAACAAAUAAGUAUGGGUUUAA
Molecule: messenger RNA, 787 nt
Organism: Prionailurus viverrinus (fishing cat)
Lineage: Eukaryota; Metazoa; Chordata; Mammalia; Carnivora; Felidae
Gene: GNG4
Product: G protein subunit gamma 4
Exons: 4
Coding region: 337-564 (75 amino acids)
Biological process (GO): G protein-coupled receptor signaling pathway
Cellular component (GO): heterotrimeric G-protein complex
Molecular function (GO): G-protein beta-subunit binding
Source: RefSeq, a predicted model, not a curated record